AUGGUGGCGGCCGACGACCGGGAGGCCGUUGAUAAGGACGAUUUGGAGGGAACUUCGGCCAACGAGCCCGAGCUAGCGACUGUGCCUCCAGUUGGGACGAAUGCCCUCGUCGGCGUUGCCAAAGUCGAGGCGGUUCAGGCGGUGUACGGAAAAUAUGGCAAAUAUUGCCUAUGGGCGGGCCUCGCGAUGAUGAUGAUAGUCUUCGAACUCGACAACAGCACCGUCUAUACCUACCAAAACUACGCCACGUCCGCGUUCGACCAGCUCGCGCUGCUGAGCACGCUCUCCACCGCCCAGACGAUCGUCACCGCCGUCGUCAAGCCUCCCAUCGCUAAAAUCUCCGACGUCCUCGGCCGGGGCGAGACCUACCUCUUCACGAUCAGCUGCUACCUCAUCUCGUACGCACUCUGCGCCUCCGCGCCGACCAUCAGCGCAUACGCGGCGGGUGCCAUCUUCUACUCCAUCGGUCAGAGCGGGACCCAGAUCCUCGACCAGAUCAUCAUCAGCGACAUCUCAACCGCGCGAUGGCGCGGGCUCGUACUCGGCCUCAGCUACUUCCCGUUCUUGAUCACGCCCUGGGUCGCCGCGUUCAUUGUGGAUAGCGUCACUCGUCAAGGCGGCAUCGGCUGGAGGUGGGGCAUCGGCAUGUUCGCCAUCAUCAUGCCGUUCGCAUCCAGCUUCAUCAUCAUCACCCUGUUGUACCUGCAGCGUAAGGCGCGCAAGUCCGGGCUGGUGCUCACCACGCGCCUGACCGUGUACGACUUCUGCUCGCUCAUCGACCUCGGCGGACUCUUCCUCCUCUGCAGCGGCGCGGCGAUGUUCCUCCUCCCGCUCACGCUCGCCGCGCAGACGCCCUCGGCGUGGCGCACGCCCUGGGUCGGGACCGUCAUCGCGCUCGGCGUUCUGUCCCUCGCCGCGCUCGUGCCAUACGAAAAGUACGUGGCGCGGCACCCGGUCGUGCCCGUCCGCUACGGGCGCAACCGCUCGAUCGUGAUGAGCUGCGUGCUCGCGGCCGUCGAUACAGCCGGCUUCAGCGCGACGCACGUGUACCUAUACUCCUGGUCCGUCGUCGCGCACAACUACUCCGCCCGCAACGCGACCUUCCUGGUCUAUACGAACGGCGUGACGCAGUGCCUGACGGGGAUCGUCGCCGGCGCGCUCAUGUACCGCUAUCGGCGGUACAAGCCGCUCGCGGUCGCGGGCGCACUCGUGCGUCUGGUCGGGUACGCGCUCAUGCUCCGCCUGCGGGGGACGACGAACCCGGCCUCGGAGCUCUUCCUGGUACAGCUCGUGCAAGGCGUCGGCUCCGGCUUCGUGCAGCAGGUCGCCGUCGUCGCGGGCCAGGUCGCGGUCCCGCACGAAGAGCUCGCGGGCGUGAGCGCGCUCGUGCUGCUCAGCACGUUCAUGGGCAGCGCCGUGGGGAGCUGCAUCGCGGGCGGGAUAUAUACGGGGGUGUUCAAGGACGCGUUGAGGAGGAGGUUGGGGAAGGUGCCCGGGGCGGAGGUGGACGAGGCGACGGUGGAGAGGUUGAUCAGCUCGAUCACGGGUACGGCGUUGCCUGCGUGGGGGUCUGCGGAACGCGUCGCGCUUGAUUUCGCGGUGAGUGGGGCCGUGUCAAGCUAUGGCGAUUAUGCUCAUAAUGCCGCGCGACACAGUUCUCAGACGUGA
This is a messenger RNA of Punctularia strigosozonata HHB-11173 SS5, 1668 nucleotides long. Its product is annotated as MFS general substrate transporter. The record is from RefSeq and is a predicted model, not a curated record. The transcript is spliced from 4 exons. Gene Ontology annotation, molecular function: transmembrane transporter activity. NCBI's taxonomy places the organism in Eukaryota, Fungi, Basidiomycota, Agaricomycetes, Corticiales, Punctulariaceae. Gene Ontology annotation, biological process: transmembrane transport. Bases 1 to 1668 code for a protein of 555 amino acids.